AUGUCUAACUCCAAAUCUUCCUUUCAUCCUGGUCUUGCUGUAUCCAACAUCAAGAAUCAUGUUUCCAUCACUCUUAAAAUGGAGAACAAUGUCGGCUCCCCGGUUGCUAACGAUCGACUAGUUCUUCAACUGGUCUCUGUCCUUACCAAGCCCUACCAAGGUGUGGCCACUUUUAUUUGCCAAUAUGACCCGUUGCCUCAAUUUUAUCAAGCCCAUUCGAUUCUCACUCUUGAAGAGGCUGGCCGUGCUAAGAAAGCGGCCCAAAGCUCCUUCGCUGCCUUAGUUGCUCGCUCGUCCGAGGGUCCUCUUGAUGUUCCUGAUAAUUCCUCUUCCAACCGCAAUUCUAAUGAUGGGAAGAAGAACCACAACCGAAGAAAUAAUGGGGGAAAAUAUAGCGACAACAAUGGUGGUCGUGGAGGCGGCAAAGGAGCUGCCAACAACAGCGGUAAUAUAGGCAGUGGUUGUCCGCUGGGAGGCGGCAACAGCCGCAGCACUGGGCAGUAG
This is a messenger RNA of Solanum dulcamara, 504 nucleotides long. RefSeq lists its product as uncharacterized. The coding region runs from base 1 to 504 and encodes 167 amino acids. The transcript has 2 exons. Lineage: Eukaryota; Viridiplantae; Streptophyta; Magnoliopsida; Solanales; Solanaceae. The record is from RefSeq and is a predicted model, not a curated record.